GAGGGAUUUCGGUUCAAUGCACUCCAUAUUGCUGCACGUCAUGGGAAGGUUGACGUGGUGGAGAAAAUCUUGCAGCUUGUUGGUGAUACAGCGUUCUUGGCCGAUCUCUACGGUACUUCUGAGGACGAUGCGCGGUUUCGUGCAGAAAAUAUCGUUGCCUCUUAUCUAAAUACUCCUGACAAGGGAAAUUGCGAUACUCCCCUCCACAUUGCUGCUAAGUUCGGGCAUGUCGAGGUUGUUAGAGCGUUGGUAGGCCAACCAUUACUGGAUAGGCACUUUUUGAACAAGUACGCAAACUACAUCUCUCCUUCUGCGUUCUCAUCUGACUGCUUCCAGAGAGGGACAAACCGCUUUGGAAGUCGCUUGUGCCCGUUAUACAGGAAGUGA
This is a messenger RNA of Strongylus vulgaris, 387 nucleotides long. The record is from the annotation of a GenBank genome assembly. Lineage: Eukaryota; Metazoa; Nematoda; Chromadorea; Rhabditida; Strongylidae.